This is a messenger RNA of Lottia gigantea (owl limpet), 1060 nucleotides long. RefSeq lists its product as hypothetical. The annotation marks the transcript as partial. The record is from RefSeq and is a predicted model, not a curated record. The transcript has 8 exons. Lineage: Eukaryota; Metazoa; Mollusca; Gastropoda; Lottiidae.
AUGUCAAGCUUCGGACCAUUGGAAAUAUUACUCUUCAGUUUAGCCUUCGUAUAUGUGGUGGUGAUAGAAGGUGUUUCUUUAAGAAAUAUCAACAGACUGUCAGAUAGUGAGCAUGUACAUAUGAGUGAUGUGUAUGAUACAUUAAAUAGAAAUAAUGUAUGGAAUAGAAUGCGAAACUGGCAGAGACCAAUCAGUCCCCAGCAAGAACUAUCUCAAGUUAAGGAUUUACCCGAGAUGAGUGAUGUGUAUGAUACAUUAAAUAGAAAUAAUGUAUGGAAUAGAAUGCGAAACUGGCAGAGACCAAUCAGUCCCCAGCAAGAACUAUCUCAAGUUAAGGAUUUACCCGAGGUACUGGAAGAGUUGGAAUUAAAUGAAUUUUAUGGAAAGGUUUAUAAUGACAAAGUGAAAGACUGUGAAAUAUUGGUAGUGGAUUUUAAUGCUACCUUUGACGCAUCUGUGAUCUAUGUUGGCCUUCAUCAUGGUAAAUCAUACAUCGAUAUGCUGGAAAAUAAGUGUGGUUUGGGCAUUUGCUUCAUUCACGAAAGCAAUAGUAACCAACACCGACUAAUAGUCGUCCAGAAAACCUCCUAUAUUCAAUCUUCCGUGGUUCCACUUGUCGUGUUUUCCAUGAUUCCAAGUCUGAAGGAUACCGUCAACAUUGAAUUCCAUCCGCCUGGAAGACGGCAAGGACCACGACCAACUGAAAAUAGUUCCAAUAUUUCAUCUUACAACAGUCCCUCCUUUACAAUUAGAUACGAGCAAACCGAAGAUCUUGUUUUCGAUCCAGCAACUUCUCCCAGUUCAGCAGACAUUGUUGCUCAUGUGACAACAAACGAUGGAAAUGUUUUACAUUCGAGUAUUUCUGCUUACAUGGAAACUGGUACUGAUUAUGCACCACGAAUUCUUACUCAAGUUAAUCCUUUAGAUGAAAAACAUGGCGUUUUCAAUAUUAUGGUUGAUUUAACAGAUGUUGAUGGAAACAAUGGAGUUUUGAUGACAAAUAUGAUCCUGAAUUCCCAAGGAAAUCCAUUUGGAUUAUCAAUAUACAUUAACAUCAAAC